Molecule: messenger RNA, 882 nt
Organism: Lingula anatina
Lineage: Eukaryota; Metazoa; Brachiopoda; Lingulata; Lingulida; Lingulidae
Product: cAMP-dependent protein kinase catalytic subunit 3-like
Biological process (GO): protein phosphorylation
Molecular function (GO): protein kinase activity; ATP binding
Source: RefSeq, a predicted model, not a curated record
UUUUAUGCAUACGCAGUUGCCAACGGAGAACUAUCAGAAAGCUUUACAUGAAUGAAUUUCCUAACAACCAAGUGUUGGGGGUCGGCAGUUACGGCCAUGUGUACAAGUUUUCAAACGACUGGGCAUUGAAAGUACCGGUAGACAUUGACAGGGCUCAAGCAUUUGUAAAGGAGAUCGGUCUUCUAAGAGAGCUCAAAAGCGAUUUCAUUUUGAGUUUGCACCAUUCAUUCGAGGUAAAGCCUGGCUUACCUGUUGUUUUGACAGAACUUUGCCCACUCGACCUCCAGCGUCUGACCGAUUAUCACGGGAUUUUAGAGUCAAGGGCUGUCAAGUUUGUCACGGUGUCGGUCUGUAUAGCCCUGCAGUUCAUGAGGAAUAAAAGACUCAUUCACUUUGACAUUAAGCUGAAUAAUAUCCUGAUUAACCGGAAUGGCAUCCCCAAAGUGUGUGAUUUGGGGUCCGCCCACCGCUGUGACGAGAGCGGAGAGAGUAGCUGGGGACCGAGGAUGGUAGCUUACACCAUCACCAAGAACCUCGCCCCGGAAAUUCUCAUGCGCACUUCCGCGUCCGUUCAGGCGGAUUACUUUGCUCUGGGUGUGAUGAUCUUCGAGUUGUACGUUGGAAGACAUCCUCUCUGGUACAACGAGCCACACGGCAGAGCAGCCAUCAAAGUGAAAAUCCUGGCUGGAAAUAUCCUCCAUGCCGACUAUGCAGAACCGGCAUUCCGGGAGUUUGCUGAGAACUUGAUCUGUGAUAAAGUCAACAGAGUGCAAGACGUGAAUGGCAUAUUGUGCCUUCGGAAUCUUUCCUGAAAGACAUGGAGAGGAUAAGGUACCCUCCAGCUACGGCGCACCGCCAAACUCACAUUACCACACAGGACGC